AUACUAAUUGAGAUAAGAAAACGUAUGUCUCCCUCUCGCUCCCGUAAUUUGCAUCAUCAGUGAAAUAAAGCAUAGAAUCAUCGGAUUGCGAUCACAUCUUCUAGCCGACCUAUCAUCGUCGAGGAGGUUUUUGGUGACUAUUGCUGGAGCAGGUUUAAGAACCUUUCUUAACUGUUGAGCAUGAAUCUUAAUGAUCUCAACAAGGUUUGGGAAAUCAAACCCCUAAAGAGAAUUGGAGAAGAUGAAGCAAGGAAGAUUCUUGAAAAGGUAGCUAAACAGGUGCAACCUAUAAUGAGGAAAAGAAACUGGAAAGUCAAAGUUCUUUCUGAAUUCUGUCCUGCCAAUCCAUCACUUCAAGGCCUGAAUAUAGGACCAGGUGCAGAGAUAAAGCUAAGAUUGCGGAGGCCUGACCGUGAAUGGGAUUUCUUCCCUUAUGAACAGAUUCUUGACACAAUGUUACAUGAACUUUGCCAUAAUGAACAUGGUCCUCACAAUGCUCAGUUUUAUAACCUUUUGGAUGAAAUCAGGAAGGAAUGUGAAGAACUGAUGGCGAAAGGGAUUAGUGGUACUGGGCAAGGAUUUGACCUUCCUGGGAGACGUUUGGGUGGAUUUUCCCGUCAACCACCUUUACCAUCACUUCGCCAGGCUGCAUUGGCUGCAGCUGAAAGCCGAGCACGUCAUGGAGCUUUGUUGCCUUCUGGACCUCAGCGUUUAGGUGGUAACAGUAGCAUUAAGUCAGCUUUGAGUCCAGUUCAAGCAGCUGCUAUGGCAGCAGAAAGGAGACUGCAUGACGACAUAUGGUGUGGAUCAAGGUCUGCGAACGGUGACACACAUAACCAUGAUAAUACGACUUUGAUUGGACCUUCUGGGAGGCAAGGAAUGUCCUGCAGUUCUGAUAAUGGAUCCCUUCAAUCUACAAUGGACAGGGAAACAGCAGAUGAUGGAGCAAAAUGGCAGUGCAAUAUCUGCACCUUAUUAAAUGAGUCAAUUGCUCUGGAAUGUGAAGCCUGUGGAACACAGAGGAAGAAAAAUAUCGCCAAGUCCAAGAUGUGGUCCUGCAAAUUUUGUACACUUGAAAACACGGUUGAGAUAGAUAGAUGCUUAGCUUGUGGAGAAUGGAGAUAUUCAUAUGGCCCACCUGUCUCCAUCCGCGGGCCAUAUGUUGGCACAUGAGUCUGACUGGACAUAAGGAAAGAAAGUCAAAGGAACCGAUACAAAUUAUUUGCCUUUCAUAUGUACAUAAUUCUAGCAUUGAUACUCUAGCAUAUUGAAGAACUGUGUGAAUGCAAGGAUGUUAUCUUAACUGUGUGUAUAUUGUGGCGACUGAAGCUGUUGGCAGAACAUACAAACAAUGCAAGUUGUCAAAUUGAAAUUUGUUCUAGUUGCUUGAGUGGAGUUAAAAGGACUAGUUGUUAUCUUUUA
Molecule: messenger RNA, 1422 nt
Organism: Neltuma alba
Lineage: Eukaryota; Viridiplantae; Streptophyta; Magnoliopsida; Fabales; Fabaceae
Product: DNA-dependent metalloprotease WSS1
Exons: 5
Coding region: 181-1173 (330 amino acids)
Biological process (GO): DNA repair
Cellular component (GO): nucleus
Molecular function (GO): metallopeptidase activity
Source: RefSeq, a predicted model, not a curated record